Messenger RNA from Passer montanus (Eurasian tree sparrow), 1868 nucleotides. RefSeq lists its product as uncharacterized. The record is from RefSeq and is a predicted model, not a curated record. The transcript is spliced from 10 exons. Lineage: Eukaryota; Metazoa; Chordata; Aves; Passeriformes; Passeridae. The coding region runs from base 291 to 1241 and encodes 316 amino acids.
CAAAAGCACGAGGAAACCCAGCAAAGCGGCGCGGGGUUACGGGGCGCGCGGAGCCGGCCAGGCCCGCGGCGAGCCGCCCCUCCAUCGAGCCGGGCGCGCUGCCCAGCGCCGAGGGGACCCCCGCGGCGGAGGGGCGGGAGCGCGGCGGCCCCGCCGCCCGGGAGGAGCGCGGCUGCGCUUCCCGCCCGUGCCGGGGAAGUGACGCGGGGCGGGCCGGCCCCGGAAGCGCCGCCGGGACCCCUCCGCAGCCAUGUAGGACCCGCGGUGGGAAGCGAGGCGCGGCCGCCGCCAUGGACGGCAGCGGCGCCGCGGCUGCGGCGGGGCCGGGCGUGCCCAACCUCACCCCGCGGCACCGGCAGCUCAUCCCCACGCCCUGCGGCCCCAUAAAGCCAUGCUCAGAGCUCUCGUUCCCCGUGAAGAUCUACUUCUGUGUCACUGUCCUGUCCCUGCUGAGUGUCAUUGGGCUGACCAUCGAGACGCUGCUGCGCCAGGCUGAGCAGGACUUCACCAUUUCCUUCAUCCAGCUGCUGGGAGCUGUGUUCUGUGUGUACUACGUGAGCCGGGGCAUCCUGCAGGAGAACCGCCAGGAGCUCGUGGUGUUCGUGCUCUCCGUGCUGCUGCUGAUGCUGCGCUCCGCCGUCAACUUCAGCCUGCUCCCUGCAGGCCAGCAGCCCCAGCUCCUGGCCCGCUUUGUGCUGAUCCUGCUGGUGGGCUCCUUCGAUGUGGUCUGUGCCCUGAUCCUCCUCCAGAGCCAGUCCAUGAUGGCAUUCCGGGUGGGGGGAGCCCUGGAGAGCCUCCAGGCCCAGUACUUCAUGCUCAACCUCUGCUUUUCCAUGCUCACUUUUGAUCUGCAGGCACAGCUGAGCCUGUGCAUCCUCCUGAUCAGCCUGCACGAGGUCACGCUGCUGCACAACAUCAUCUCAGCCACGGGAGUCAUCUGGGGCUGCCUCAAGGUCACCGUGGGCAUCAUUGCAAUUUUAAAAGAGCUGAAACCUCUGGUGUGGCUUUUCCUGGUUCAGAAUGUGCCUGAGGUGGUUUAUCUCAUCUACCUGCUCUACACGGUGAUAAGGGAGUGGGGCAAAGGCAAUUCUUACACCCUGGAAGCUGCUUUCAUCACUGGCUCCUGCAUUUCUGUCACAAUAAAAUCUGUUCUGUUCUGGGCUCUGGUGCACGUCUACCGCAGCUUCGGGCAGGGGCUCAGGGAGAGAAUGUUUUCCUCCUAUGGAAGGAUCGACUCCUGAGCCACCCCAGCACUCCUGAGCAGGGACCUGCACCCAGGGUGGCAAUCCAAGGUCACUUCAGGAUGGAGGAGGGUCAGGAAGGUGGCACAAAUGUGCAGGUGGGACAGAGCUUGAAAAGCAGAAUGUUGGGAAAUUCCCAGCUGAUCCUGCUGACAGGACCAAGCACCUUCCAGCCCUUUUCCUGCUGCUUUGGAAGCACAGGGGGUCACACCUGCAUGGGAGUGGGGAAUGUUGCUCCUUUCAAAGCUUUUUGCCUGCACAGACACAAACUCAUGAAGGAAAUGUGCACACCCAGCCUCUGCUCCUGUCUGGAAGGGGAUUGUGCUGCCCUCAGCUCCCAGCUUGGAUCUGCUGCAGAGCAACCCUGAUGGGUUGGUGACAGUGGUGUCCCUGUCCAAGGCUCCUUUUCCUCCUCUGGCUUCCAUAUUUCCAUUAUUUUUUAACCCCAGCUACACAUCAAAAAUACUCCCUGUAACCUCAGCCCUCCCUCAGUGUAGCCAAGGUGCCAUUUCACACCGGGGGACUGUUACAAUUAAGCCUUUAAUAUUGUCAUUUCAAAGUUUGGUAUUUUAUUGACUGGAACCUUUAACUACUGGCUAUUUUUUAAUAAAGUAUAAGCACAGUUUG